AUGGCUCGAUCAAAGAGAGGGGUUAGGUUCCCCAACCGAUCUGACGGGCGACGAUCAAGCUUCAGCAGCGAAGAUGGUGGUUCUCCAACCCAGCUCAAGUCCCAAUCUUCGGGCCAGCUGGAAACAGUAAACGAGAAGCAGCCUCCAGCCAACGAGAAGCAAGCCGAGUAUGAAAAGAAGAAGGCCAACUUCAUAACUCGCACGUUCUGGACCUUCGUCAUGUUCGCUUUAUUCUUUACAGCGCUCUUUAUGGGCCACAUCUACAUUAUCACCAUCAUUACCGCUAUACAAAUCGUCUCAUUCAAGGAGGUUAUUGCCAUCGCCAACGUCCCCAGCCGUGCCCGUUCCCUUCGAUCGACUAAAAGUCUCAACUGGUACUGGCUGGCAACUACCAUGUACUUCCUCUACGGCGAGACUGUCAUCUACUACUUCAAGCACAUUAUCCUGGUUGACAAGGUUCUGCUUCCUCUGGCCACUCACCACCGUUUCAUUAGCUUCAUUCUCUAUGUCUUCGGUUUCGUUUUCUUUGUGACCUCUCUUCAAGCUGGCCACUACAAGUUUCAGUUCACCAACUUCGCCUGGACUCACAUGGCUCUGUACCUCAUUGUUGUCCAGGCCCAUUUCAUCAUGAACAACGUCUUCGAGGGCAUGAUCUGGUUCUUCUUGCCCGCAGCUCUGGUCAUCACCAACGACAUUUUCGCCUACAUCUGCGGUAUUAUGUUUGGACGCACUCAGCUCAUCAAGCUGUCUCCCAAGAAGACUGUCGAGGGCUUCGUCGGUGCUUGGAUCAUGACCAUCAUCUUUGCCAUGCUCCUGUCCAACAUCAUGAUGCGAUCCAAGUUCUUCAUCUGCCCUGUCAACGACCUCGGAGCCAACAUCUUUACAGGCCUCAAGUGCGACCCCAACCCGGUCUUCCUUCCCAAGACAUACGAGCUGCCCGAGCUGUUCUUCCUUCCUGACACCGCCAACUUCUCCUUCACCAUUGCUCCUAUGCAGAUUCACGCUCUCAAUCUGGCCACAUUUGCUUCGCUCAUCGCUCCUUUCGGUGGUUUCUUUGCUUCCGGCCUCAAGCGUACCUUCAAGAUCAAGGACUUUGGCGACUCUAUUCCUGGACACGGAGGGAUCACUGAUCGCAUGGACUGCCAGUUUAUCAUGGGUUUCUUCGCCUACAUGUACUUCCACACCUUCGUUGCUAUCCACAAGGUCAGCCUUGGAUCAGUGCUCGAGACGGCAAUCACCAGCCUCAACCCCGAUGAGCAAGUCGAGCUCGUUAAGAGUAUGGGCCAUUACCUCCGAAACCAGGGUAUCGUGACAGAAGACGCCAUCGCAUGCAUUGAUCAACUCUUGCCUGCGAAGCAAUAA
Fusarium venenatum is the source of this 1362-nucleotide messenger RNA. Its product is annotated as cytidylyltransferase family-domain-containing protein. Gene Ontology annotation, cellular component: endoplasmic reticulum membrane. Lineage: Eukaryota; Fungi; Ascomycota; Sordariomycetes; Hypocreales; Nectriaceae. Gene Ontology annotation, molecular function: phosphatidate cytidylyltransferase activity. The record is from RefSeq and is a predicted model, not a curated record.